Danio rerio (zebrafish) is the source of this 2158-nucleotide messenger RNA. Lineage: Eukaryota; Metazoa; Chordata; Actinopteri; Cypriniformes; Danionidae. The record is from RefSeq and is a predicted model, not a curated record.
CUUUGCAUUUUAAGCCAUGUACAUGCUUACAAACAUUAUUACAAGUAAACAUCAUUAAAGAGAAUGUAAGUGUCGUUCAGAACAAAGUAGGUCUAAAUGGCAUAAAGUCUAAUAAAACUCAAAACCCAUUGGUCUGUUCCACUGCACCUGUUCCUCAUUUCAGCCAAUCACAGCGCGACCUCACGCACCUCCAAGAUGGCGACGUCCAUCCAGAACUGCUGUAGGCACAUUCUGUGUUGACAAAAUACGCGUGAUAACUAAGCAAAACAAAGCAAGACACAUGCGGCGAUUCACAUCAAAAGAUCGUUUUCGCUGUUAAAUAUCAGCACAUGUCGUUUGACGGCGUGGUUGUCAAUUUCAUGGCUGUUUGAGAGUGAAAUUGGGCGUCCUCUCGCCAUGGCCACCGACAACAGGAUUCAUUUCUGGAGGAAAAACCCGAAGGUUCCCGGAAGCUUACAGCCAGUAUAUGGAGCACAGCACCCUCCUCUGGACCCGCGGAGACACCGUCCAUUAAAAGACACUCCGAAGGCCAGCAGUGUGGUCAAAUCCAAAAAGCCUUCAACCUUUCAUGAAUUUGCCCGGAGCACCAAUGAUGCAUGGGACAUUGAUGAUGAAGAGGAUGACGGUAUAUUUAGUCUCAAACAGUCCUCGUCUUCACCUGUCCAAUCACGAUCCACUCCUCAGACGCCUUGCCUCAAACUCUUCAAAGUUCCGGAUGACACUGAGUUAGGCACCCGCUCACUAGACAGGCAGGAACCAAUCAGCACUAACCCAGAUCAAGAGCGACUGGAUGUCGAAAGUGGCCCAGCCAAUGGCAGAGUGGUGAAGUCUUGUAGUGACGCCCAGCUGAAUGUUAAUACAGCUCGAAAUCCACUGCAAAAACAGCAGUCGCUUCCGGUACGCCCCGUCAUUCCCUUAGUUGCCCGCAUUUCAGACCAAAACGCCUCAGGAGCUCCGCCCAUGACAGUGAGAGAGAAGACACGAUUGGAUAAAUUCAAGCAGCUACUCUCCAGCUCCAACACAGACCUGGAGGAGCUACGGAAGCAUAGCUGGUCAGGAAUCCCUCGUGAAGUUCGACCAGUCACCUGGAGGCUUUUGUCAGGCUAUCUUCCAGCCAAUCGGGAGCGAAGGGAUCUGGUUCUCCAGAGGAAGCGGGAGGAGUAUUUCGGCUUCAUUGAGCAGUAUUACCACUCCAGAACAGAUGAAAACCACAGAGACACAUACAGACAGAUUCACAUCGAUAUCCCAAGGACGAACCCUUUAAUUCCUUUGUUCCAGCAGCCUUUGGUACAGGAGGUGUUUGAGCGGAUUCUGUUCAUCUGGGCCAUCCGUCACCCCGCUAGCGGAUACGUGCAGGGCAUUAAUGACCUGGUCACUCCCUUUUUUGUGGUCUUCCUCUCUGAAUUCGUAGAGGAAGACGUGGAGAAUUUUGAAAUGGCAAGUUUACCGCUGGAUACGCAACGAAACAUUGAGGCUGACAGCUUCUGGUGCAUGAGCAAACUGCUGGACGGAAUACAGGACAACUACACGUUUGCCCAGCCUGGCAUUCAGAUCAAAGUGAAGGCGCUGGAAGAGCUCGUCAGCAGAAUAGAUGAGGACGUUCACGUGCACUUUCAGAAGUGUGAGGUGGAAUAUCUGCAGUUUGCUUUCCGCUGGAUGAAUAAUCUGCUGAUGAGGGAGCUGCCGCUGCGCUGUACCAUCCGCCUGUGGGACACCUACCAGGCCGAGUCUGAGGGAUUCUCCCAUUUUCACCUCUAUGUCUGUGCUGCUUUCCUCAUCAAAUGGCGCAAAGAGAUUCUCUCCAUGCUGGACUUUCAGAAUCUGCUAAUGCUCCUGCAGAACCUUCCUACAAUACACUGGGGCAACGAAGAGGUGGGUUUGCUUCUAGCAGAGGCCUACAGACUCAAAUACAUGUUUGCCGACGCUCCAAGCCACUACAAGAGAUGAGAAACUCCCUAAACCAGACCACAGCUUGACCCAGACCAUGAUCUGACUUAACAACGGGAACAUCUAUGUUUAAUCUGACGGUGGAAAUCGAGCUAACCAAUUGUCUCCAAUGACAUCAAAUUUUGGUCAUCAUCUCUUAUAAUUCACGAACAAAAUGGAUAUAUUGGGUGGAAAACAAAUAUCUUGAGCAAAAUGUGAGCAGAUCAAACUC